Messenger RNA from Blastomyces dermatitidis ER-3, 1175 nucleotides. Its product is annotated as DNA-directed RNA polymerase II subunit RPB11. Gene Ontology annotation, molecular function: protein dimerization activity; DNA binding. The record is from RefSeq and is a predicted model, not a curated record. Gene Ontology annotation, biological process: transcription by RNA polymerase II. NCBI's taxonomy places the organism in Eukaryota, Fungi, Ascomycota, Eurotiomycetes, Onygenales, Ajellomycetaceae. Gene Ontology annotation, cellular component: RNA polymerase II, core complex. The transcript is spliced from 4 exons. Bases 424 to 810 code for a protein of 128 amino acids.
UGAUAAUAUUAAGACAUUUUAUACAAUAGCUAUACCCCGGCCGUGUUAUUCCACUUUUAAUGUACCGUGCUGCAGUAACGUAUUCCUCCCUUCUUGAAUACGCCCUACAUUCUUCAUUUUCGCUUUUCAUCCAUUUCACUCUUCUGGUUUGAAAUCCACCUCUUACUUUCCUUUUCAUUUUCUUUGUAUGUUUUUGGAUACCCGCAUUUCUGUUUUCUUUGAAGCAGGAGGUGCUUUCUUUUUGUAUUCUACACUCACCCCCAUUACUUACACACAUAAAAGAAGAGGGGAGGGGAAGUUCCUGAACUGUUCUUGACAAACAGCCCCAAGCAGAGUGGUUUUAUCUAUACUUUUGUUACUGUUUGCACCAGGAGGUGUGUCGUCAUCUGGGAAUAUUUCUGGCUGCAACUGCUCUGAUUCAAGAUGAAUGCCCCUGAAAGAUUUGAAUCCUUCGUUCUUCUCCCGGGUGAGAAGAAGGUCGAGGUUGAGGUGGAUACCCGUAUCCCGUCCACCGCUAUUUUCACCUUCCACAAAGAAGACCACACUCUUGGCAACAUGAUCCGCUCGCGUCUCAUUAAUAGCUCCCACGUUCUUUUCUCAGGCUAUAAGGUCCCACAUCCCCUAGUCCCCAAAUUCAUCUUGCGCGUACAAACCGAUGGUCAAAUCACACCUAAGGAAGCCGUCAUCACAGCCUGCCACGAACUUGUCAAGGAUCUAGGUUCGCUGAGUCGUGAGUUUACGAAGGAGUAUGAAUUGCGGAAGAUGGUUGGGGUAGGUGUGCAGCAGCAGAAUGCGCAAAAUGGUGUUUAGGGAGCGGUGGUUUGGGUACUUGGGAUUUCGAUUCUUAUGGUGGUGUUACAGACAGCCUGGGAGAAUGUUGGUUGGAUUCUGUAUUCUUUUUACGUCUUUUUCUUUUAUUUAUUCUCCCACGGGAUGGCUUUAUGUGUAUUCUCUUUUUUUUUGGGGAUUUUAGCCCUGGGUGAGACUCGGCGUUGGGGCUGGUUGGGAGAAUUUGAUAAUAUUUUCUUGGAAUUGUAUUUUUCUUGAUUGUUGUCAUUUAUUUAAUUCAUUUAGGGAGGAUGGUUGGUGCCUUACUCAUGCUUGAAGGCUACAAACGUCUUUCUUAAAAAAAUAUUUUUUUAUUCCGUACAAAAUAAAUUCUAGUUUAUUCACUC